Messenger RNA from Zootermopsis nevadensis, 354 nucleotides. The record is from RefSeq and is a predicted model, not a curated record. NCBI's taxonomy places the organism in Eukaryota, Metazoa, Arthropoda, Insecta, Blattodea, Termopsidae.
GACACGUCCUGAAUGCAUUGCAGGUAGCAACUCUGAGUCACACUGCGAACGUAACAUGGCAAUCCGCCCGCUAAGUGCCGAACUGCAAGCAAUAGCACGUGAGGAGUUGAACGAGGAUCCUGCCAGAUUGGAACAAGAUUUAAAGUACUUGAGGGAAUGGCUGGCCAAACAACCCCAUCUUAUACCCAGGACAGACUCACAAUGGCUAAUAACAUUUCUUCGUGGCUGUAAGUUCUCUCUGGAACGCACCAAGUCCAAGAUAGAAAUGUUCUACACACUGAGAACCGCGUUGCCGGAGUUUUUCACGAAUCGUGACCCGAUGUUGCCAGAGAUUCAAAACGUCCUCAAAUCAGG